Podospora pseudocomata is the source of this 3521-nucleotide messenger RNA. RefSeq lists its product as uncharacterized. Lineage: Eukaryota; Fungi; Ascomycota; Sordariomycetes; Sordariales; Podosporaceae. The record is from RefSeq and is a predicted model, not a curated record. The coding region runs from base 1537 to 3129 and encodes 530 amino acids. The transcript is spliced from 2 exons.
GGGAAGGCUCGCUUGAUUAAACACCAAGAGCUUAACGCAAUUCGGACCACGGGAGACCUCCCCCACGUCCCAUCCAGCAUCCAGGGUCUGGCUUGUGAAAGCCACAGCUGCAGCCGAGCAACACACUCCGCCGUUUUCACACCUGAUUCUCUUGCUCUCUCUCUGUCUCUUAUUACGGGGGGCGAGCUUCAACACCUCAUGAUCCCUGCCGAGCACGCGACGGUGAAAUGGCGAAAUGAAAAUCGGGGACCACCAUGGGUGCCCGGGCUUGUGAGGGAGGCAAUAACUUAUUUUUUUGUUUAGAAAAUGCUUGCCGACUCUGGCUCCACCUUUCCGAAAUGCCACGAGAGAGAGCACGGGCUCUGUAUCAUGGCGCCACAAGGGUAGGUGGGUAGUUUGUUUCUUAUCUCUUCGCCGUCCCGCUGUUUUGAUUUUUUCCUCUGGCCGGUUCGGAGUAUGUACACCGCAGAUUGCCAGGCCAGCACACAAACCUGCUUUGGGGGGCUUUUCUCACAGCAGACGAAGGCGCCCGUCGUGCUGCUUGAGCUGCAGGAUGGGCCACGAACUGGGCUUGGGGAGACUUGGCAGCUCAAAUCAGAACAGCAACCCCGCUGUCAAUGUGCAGGACUGCCAAGAGUGGAGAGAGCCGGCUUGCGAGGAGUACACAAGUAGGAGAUCUGCUGGAGUGAUAGUCACCAGCCACCAGACGGCAAGGUAAUGGGUGUGUUGAGUGUGCAUAUCGCAAAAGUGACGCGCCUCUCAGGUUUGACGAUUUAGCGAACUGGCCUGGGUUCCCUGGAGAUGGGAUGGGAUGGCGGCCCCAGAGAUAGGCACUCACUGCACUGUCUGCUGCUGCCGGACCCCAUCCAUGCCCGCCAUCUCACCACCCACCCGUCAGGUCCGCCAACCUGCCGGCCCUCGCAUGUCGGCCUUGCGUGCAUAUUAUUAUUAGUCUAGACCUAUCCCCGGCUAGGUGCUCCACGACCAAAAGCGGGCUCUCUUCUUGCCCUCGCUUUUGUUUCCAACAAGUCCACCGGUUUCUCUGAAACUAGAACUACAACUACAACAGCAAACUAUCACUAGUACCGUGCCAGGCAACCUCAGCAUCGAAUCUUUGCUAGCACUCACUCCACUACGGCCACUUCCAAACUACUACCACCGAGGUCGAACCACCCACAUGCUACCGCGAACGCUUCCUCAAUAGCAGCAGCUUUGUGUAUGCACCAACCCGAGAGGCCCUGUUAUUGCCGGCAGCGGAGCACUCUACCACGACGAACCAAACGUCGUCAUAGCAGCAGUAACAGCACCACCCGUAAACACUGGACUCGAAUAUCCAGCGACGUUGACGACACAAUCUGCAGGCUUCACUCGAAGCAGUUCGGGACCCAUCAUCAUCAUCAUCAUCAUUAUCAUCAUCCGGCGUCGCCAGAGGCCGUGGAGCAUUCGAAUCACCUUGUAGUAGAUUGACACCCGCCCUCCCCCGCUCGUCCCCUCCUCGGAGGAUGACGGGCGUGGUGUUUCCGCCGCGCUGCCAUCAUGGUCCUCUACACGGAUCCCCCGCCGCUGCGCCCGUUCAGCAAUGACAAGCCGACCCUCCUGGUGUGCUGGUGGAUCACCAUGUUCUGCGCCGUCAUCAUCCUCUUGCGGGUGUGCGGCAGGCUCGUGCGGACGGAGAGGCUGUUCCGGGAAGAUAAGAUGGCAGCUCUGGCUCUGGUACCGCUGUUUCUGCGAAUGGGAUGCGUCCAUGUCAUACUGCUCUUCGGAACCAAUAACGUGCAGCUGGACAAUGUCAGGCUUUCGGACGAGGGGCUGCGCAGGAGGGAGAUCGCAAGCGGGUUGGUCUUGCUGAGUAGGGUGAUGUACGCUGCAACAUUGUGGGUACUGAAAAACGCCAUCUUGGAGUUUUUUCGGCGCCUCAAUGUGACAUGGGAACGGUCGUAUGAGCUUUCGUUGAGGUUCAUCCGUGCUGUUCUCGUUGCAACGUUCAUCGCCGUUGUGAUCAGUGAUCUGACGGAAUGUCAGCCCUUUUCACACUACUGGCAAGUCCUCCCGGAUCCUGGCGGGAGAUGCCGUCAGGGGUAUGCGCAGCUCUUGACAAUGGCCGUCUGCAACGUGUUUACAGACUUGCUGUUGAUCAUCUGCCCUGUGCCCAUCAUCGUUCGGAGCACGAUGAGCACCAAGAGAAAAGCCCAGCUUGUCAUGCUCUUCUCCCUCAGCCUUGCGCCCAUUGGAGUGACCAUCUACCGGGUGCCACACAUUAUUAACGAACAGGGGAGUCAACAAAGCCGAUCUCUCUACGCCUCGAUCGAGCUUCUCUUUGCGACGGCUGCAGCCAACGCCCUCGUACUCGGGUCUUUUGUUCGGGACAGGGGCGUCAAGAAGAGGAAGUACAAGUACGACUCGGUUGCAGUAGCGUCCACCAUUGACCGUUCAUCCGCCUCCGAGUCGCGACGGCCAACCGUUUUGAAGCAUUGGGGGAGCGACGAGGAUUUGGUGCGGGAUAUGGGAUACGCCGUCAAGCCCGAGCUCCGAGAAUCACAGCCCACCGGAAACGAGAACCCAGUGUUCACGCCCGCGCCUAUUGCGACCACCAAGCUGCACGAAGACAUGACCUCUUGGCAGUUCCCGGGUACCAACCGAGCCAGCGCAGCGCAAAGCGACGACCCAUUGAUUUCAAGCGACCCAGUCCCAUCCGUCAGGAGUAAUUCGACAGCAACCCGACGCGUGUCGUUUUUCGACUACGGCGGUCUUCUCGAUGACGUAGGGCCCACGAGUCGACGAGGCAGUUAUCUGUCUUCGAAGGACAUUCCAGUUGGGCUAACGACAACCCACCCCUCACCGGCGGUGCAAGCAAGCGGCAACGGUCUCCGAAGAGGCUCGGCAGCCCUGCUGCAAGAUCUCGGAGGAUUCCUGAGUCCCCUGACCUCGAUCCAACCAAAGCCGAAGCCGAAACCACCGAGUCUGGAGCCCAUUGAGCAGUCGACCCAGGAGGGAUCUAACGCUGCACCGGGAUAUUCCAUGCCUUCGCCGGAGAAGGCAGGACCGGAGUUGCUGGAUCCUGGGGGGUUGCUCAACGGCAACGGGGCCUGCACUGAGGACUUGAGCAGGGGCUUUGUUCGAGAACUAUGAUGUCUUUCGUACAAGCGUGCGAUUUGUACACUACCUACCUACUGUCACCAGGGACUGGCGGGGCCAUCUGGGGACGACGAGCUUUACACCUACUACUAAUUCGGCAAAGGGAAGGCGUUUUUUUGUGUUGUUGUUUUCUCCGCUUAUGGGCUGGGUGGGCUGUAUAAUAAGGGGAGAGAGAGGCGUUUGCAGGCGUCUAUUGUUUAUGAAAACGACAUUUCGUUCUAAUCCAUACGAAAUACCCGCAGUCACACACAAAACAACUAGCCGACCUACCACCACCACCACCACCACCGCCACCACCACGACACACCAUUCAUCUUUUCCUCUCACAACAAAAACGGCGGGAAAGAGGAUAUUCACGAGAUAAACAAGAAGAUGAUGAAGCAACG